UAAUUCAACUUGAUAAGAAAUACACAUACAAAUGUAUGUAUGUACAGCAGGCAUGUAAUCAUUUAUGUUCAGGCAUGUUCAGUUGACUUACAUAGGAUUGUCAAAGCGCAACUAUUGCUCGUGUUAAUAUUUGUACAAAGCUAUGCGUAUAUGUAUGUAUAUAUACAUACAAAUAUAUUUAGUUAUGUGAAUACUUGUGUGUACAAUGUUAAAAAAUAUUUAAACAAAAUUUCAUACAAAAGACCACUUCGUACUAAACCUCUCUUUGAUCCGUGAUAUAUGAGUACGUAAUACAUAACACUUUAUCAAAUACGUGUUUUUAAGAGUCGAGCAUAGACCUGAUUUAUAGUUUUUGCUUAUGUUUAAAUAACUAUAUAAUACUAAGUUCAUAUUGUAAUUAUAUUUCGUAGUGAAUAAUGGAAUAGUGCAGAAUUUGCAUUGUAAAAAUUUGUGAUGUUCUGCUUUUAACUUCCUUUAAACAGCGUUUAUUUUAUUAAAGACAAUGUACGAAAAAUAUAAAUAAAGUGUACACUAAAAGGCGUGAAAGUCUAAAAACUCAAAUUAGCUCUAGCUAAAAGUUUUGGAAACAUGGAUUUUAUUAAAUUCCUUGCUGUAUUUGUAUGUAUUAUUUCCCACAACAAUUGCGAUGCUCGUGUUCAAAUGAACCAACACUCAGCAGAAGGAAAUGAUUUGAUUGACGAAAUUGAUGAAGAAAAAAAAAGCUUGCUGAUGAUACCAAAAAGUCAUACUCUCGUCGUACGCCUUCCAUUGAACACUUUGCUUAAAUAUACGGCUUACAAGGAUAUUUCCAUAUUACAUUUUAAAGUUCCUGCUGACACCCGUGCUGCUUUUUUCGCAUUCAAGGCAUAUGAGGAAGGGAAAAGCGUAUUUCGCGGUAAAUGCAAGCCUCAGAAUGUAGAUAUACAUUUGAAAGCUGGAAGCUAUCCCGUUAUUAGUCCGGAAACUAUAGCAUUUCCAAAAAAUUUUCUGUCGGCCGAUCAAAGAUCUAAAACAUACAGUCUGCAGUUUCAGUCCAAUGAAAAACAACAACAUUUUUUAAUUGAAGGCCCACAAAUAGGUGAUUGGUACGCAGUUGCGUUUAUUAGUUGGACGGAUCCAAACAAAGAUCGUAUUGUACAGCAAGGAGGGGGCAAAUUAAAUAAAACUGCCAAAACAGAUGUCACAAUCGAAGAACUGACAGAAAAGCAGGAGGAAAUGAAAGAAAUGUGUAAAAAACUUUCACUGGAAGUAAAUACUUCAAAAGCCGAAAAUAUAAAGCUCAAGUCCAGUGAUGUAAAGAAAAUUCAGAAUUUGGAAAAUAAGGUUGAAUUCUCAAAAGAUGAGGAAGAACUAGCUAGAGAAACGGAAUGGAUUCUAAAAAAAGACCAGCUAAAAAACGAAAAGCGGAAUAUUCUCCUGAUCUUCAGGAAAAGCAGAUAACGCAACAUCAAAACCGCUUACCCCUAAAAAUAGUUCGCGACCUCCACCAAUUAUGGUGUAUGGUAAUGAUACCAAUGGCAGUAAUUAUCAGUAACUAUAAUAUAUGCUAUUGCAAAAUUAGAAGCAAAAACAAUUUUACCAUUAAACUUUUAAAUAAUGGUAUAUAUAAAGUAAAUACUUUCUCCAUAGAGGACUGCCGAUGUAUAUAUAUGAAUGAACUUUCGUGCAGAAAUAUAUCUUGGUAUAGCUUUGAGAAUAAGCAAACGCGGCCAAUUAGAGUUACUAAAAAAUUUGCAUUAUUCUAGGGAUCCGAAAUCGAUUAUUAUUGACUUAAAAGAGCAAGGAUUAAAUACACUGAGUGCUGUCAAUGGUCUUCAUUGGAAAACUCCCCUCGACAUGUUUUUGGUAACAUUCGAUCCCAUGGAGAAUAUAAAAAAGAUUUACGAAACCAAAACUAUAUUGAACUCAAUUGUUUCUAUUGAACCGGUAAAACUGCCUAAGCUGAUAACACAAUGCAAACAUUGCCAGUCAUUUGGCCACACACAAAACUAUUGUGGCAAGCAACCAAGAUGCGUUAAGUGCGCCGGUAAGCACAAGACAUCUGAAUGUUCGAAACCAGAGAAAAAAGCCUAAAUGCUUGUAACUGUGGCGAAGCACAUCCAGCCAACUAUAGAGGGUGCAUUGUUGCCAAAGAAUUACAGAAAAUACUAGCUAACACAAUUGACCACAAAAAAGGUGAUGGUCUAGCCCAAAAAGUAGAAGGUUUUGUAGACUUUAAAACAAAAAACAAUGAACAUCAACAACAAGAAGAUCCUAAAAUUACAGCUGAAACAUCAAAAAAAUUUACUUUUGCUCAUGUUCUAAAAGCAAAUAAUAAUGAUAAUAUAUCCAGUAACAGCAUUUUAUCACCGAUCUUACAGAAACUUAAUAAAAAAGACGAAUUCAACGCUUAUGCAAGCUUGGAAAACAUCUUUUUAAUACCAAAGAUGUCUAAAUCUAUAAAAAUUAUUCUAUGGAACUCAAAUGGGUUAAGCAAACAUAAGAAUGAAAUCGUAACUGUACUGAACUCGGAAAAUGUUGACGUAUGUAUGAUAUCGGAGACACAUUUUACGUCACAACCUAUUUUAAAAUUCAAAACAAUGAAACUUACCAUACAAUGCAUCCAAGCAAUUACGCCCGCAGCAGAAGCGCAAUACUAAUUAAAAACACGAUCAUACAUUUUGAGGAAGAAAAACUUUCAACCGAUAAGUUUCAAGCUACAACAGUCACUAUUUAUAGAGCUAAAAGUCCCCUCUCACUUACCUCUCUAAAAUCCUCCAAGGCAUCAAAUCGAAUUUGAAGAGUACCAACACUUAAUAAACAGACACAGAUAUAGAUUCAUAAUGGCUGGAGAUUUUAACGCAAAGAACACCCGCUGGGGUUCAAGGCUUACGACUACAAAGGGGAGAGAACUUUAUUAAGCACUGCAGUCAACCGGAAGUUACGCAUUCUCAACGAACUUACCUUCAUAUUGGCCAUCAGAUAAUCAAAAGAUUCCAGACCUGAUAGAUAUUUUCAUUGUCGGCAAAAUAUCCAGAAAAACAGCGGCCUUGUUUCAUAAACGUAUAGAUUGGAUGAUGGAUGAAAACACUCCAGCUCUGAAAGUGUUCGACGCAGUACCCGCCGCGGGAAGCAGAGGAAGAGGAAGACCUCCACUCCGUUGGAAGGACCAAGUGGAGAAGGACCUGGCCUCGCUUGGAAUAUCCAAUUGGCGCCACGUAGCGAAGAGAAGAAACGACUGGCGCGCUGUUGUUGACUCGGCUAUAAUCGCGUAAGCGGUGUCUACGCCAGUAAAGAAGAGAAGAAGACAGCUUGGAAAAGUACACCGAAAUUAAAGAAAAUUGCUAUAAACUCUCAAUAUUCUAAUGAUAUAAAAGAAAUAAUUAAAUUAAAGAGAAAACUACGACGUAAGUGGCAUUAAAAUCGUUGCUCAGCUGAUAAAUCUAUUUUAAAUAAAGUCUCUAAAGAUCUUAAUCGGAAAAACAAGAGGUUUAAAAAUUAUAGUUUCGCAAAAUAUCUUCGGCCCCUAAGCAAUGGAAAAAAAUCCUAAUACUCUAUUUGCAAAAACUGUAAAAGACUACAAACACCAAAAACUCAAGUAUGACCCAUUAAAAUAAGUGCUGAUAGCUGGGCCAGAGAUGAUUCAAAAAAAGCAGAAGUAUUUUCGAAUUAUUUAGCUAAAAGAUUCUCCCCAUAUGAAACACACGUAGAUUAUCCUACUGCUUCCAGUCAAGAAAGCGAAGAAAUCUCAAGUUGCACAAGCAGUGAGCUAAGUAAGGAAAUCAAAAAUCUGAAAAACAAAAAAUCCCCCGGUUACGACCUGAUUACUGUCGCGGUCCUAAAACAGCUUCUUCAAAUAAUUAUAAAAAAAUUACCAACAUUAUUAACGCGGCUUUUCGUUUUAAAUAUCACUUCUACCGAUAAUACUCGUAUAGAAGCUUUUUGAGAAAAUUCUCAUAAAACGUAUCAAUAAAAUCAUUGAACGAAAAACCAUAAUUCCAGCGCAAUUGGGGUUCGAGCCAAUCAUUAUACGAUUGAUAAAAUCCACAGGAUUACACACAUUAUUAAAAAAGCCUUUGAGGAAAAAAAAUUCUGUUCUGCCGUGUUUUUGGAUGUUGCAAAAGCGUUCGAUAAAGUUUGUCACAGAGGACUGCUUUCGAAAUUGAAACUGAUUUUACAGAAACAGCAUUAUAAUAUCAUAAAAUCGUAUUUAUCAGAUCGCUACUUUCGCGUUAAACAAUGAGACAAAUUCUAUUCUUCUAUUCUUAGGGAAAUAAAUGCAGGAGUUCCACAAGGUAGUGUGUUGGGCCCUUAUACUAACGCAAACAGUAAGAAAGUCGUCCAAUAAUUUCAAAAUUACUACGACUAAUUGGCAAAGCGACUUGGUAUUGUGUGCUGAUAUAGAGCGUGAUCUAGGCGUAAACUCGGUUAACUCAGAAAUAUUAAAAAUUGCAACAGCACAUAGUGAAUUAUUGCUACAGCAUUGUAACGAAGAAGUAGCUAUGUUAACUUCUAGAGAUGGACCAAGACGACUCAAACGCCUCAAACCCAGCGAUCUUUCAAUUAGCCAAUACCCUCAUAGUAGUUUUUUGAUUUUGUAAUUAUAUGUUUAAGUCAUAUUCAAGCUGCUUGUUAGUCAUUUCUUUUAUUUGAACUAGUUGCAAUGUAUAAACAAAAUAUAAAAAAAUCCCAAGCGGAUAUGAGUCUCGAUAAACUCCCGUCUCAGACAAAAUACGCGACAUCGCACUACCAGCAGAAAUUAAUUCGCUCCAAGAACCAACAACAACAUCAGCAGUCGAAUCAUCGAGACGGGUCUCGAAGCUUCGAUUAUCGAGCUAGCUUCCAGUUUUAAUCGGCAGAACAUAUCUCGUUCCCGUUAUCGUCAGCACUUUCGUUCGCGCUCACCUUCACCAGCAUCAAACACUCGGCAUCAUCAAAAAACUUCGGCAAUAAAGCGAAACGUUGCUGAUCGUCUUGCUCAUUUUAGGGAAAUCUACCGUCGGACCGUCGCACCAUGGCCGUCCGAACGUGUCAACUAUAAUCUCACAGCAGCAAAUGGAUCGACGAUAAAUACGUAUAGUUGCAUAAUUCUCUCAUUAAAUUUUGGCCUCAGACGAUAUUUUAAAUGGCGCUUCGUGGAGGAGGACAUAACGAAACCUUUUUUUGGCGCAGAUUUCUUGGCUCAUUUCGGCAUAUUACAUGACCUCAAGAAUAGCUGCCUUAUCGACUCGAUAACUGGACUAAAAGCCGCAUGUAAGCUUUAGUAGCCAACAUUAUUUCGGAAAUUAUAGUACUGCCCGUCGACCCUAUAGGGGCAGAUACAUUAAAUAAGUUUCCUUACCUGACGAAGCUCAAAGGAAUCUGUCAUCCAACAAAACAUACGACGCAGCACCACACAUAUACUACACCGCGUCCUCUUGUUUCUUUUAAGGCCCAAAGACUUGUUCCCGACAAACUUAAAAUCGCUAAGACAGAGUUCGACAAAAUGUUUCAACUAGGAAUCACUCAACGUUCGAAGAGCUCCUGGUCAUCUCCGCUCCACCUGGUUUCAAAAAACUCUGGCGUAGAUUAUCGACGACUUUACUGCCAAUUUUAUCAUCAAAACAGUAUUUUCAACAAUUGAUCUAGUACGCGUUUUUAAUCAAAUACCUCUUUCCAAAGAAGAUGUUGACAAAACUGCAAUUAUAACAUCGUUUGGUAUUUUCGAAUUUCCAUGAUGUUCGGACUUCGGAAACAUUCCAACGAUUUAUCGACGAGGUAACACGGGGAUUAGGCGAUUUCUUAUUCUCAUACAUAGACGACAUCCUAAUCGCUUCCAAGAAUGUUACGCAACACUACAAUCAUCUGCGCUUAAUUUUGCGAACGACUGCCACAUUACAGGCGCCCUUGCACCAAUACAUUCAAGAGACUUCAAUAAAAAGUUCUCACCCGGUCCUCUGGACACCAGAAGGGGAUGCAGCGUUCAAUCAAUGCAAAGAAGAAAUACGUAAAACAAGAAUAUUAGCAUACCCUGAUAAAACGUUCCCUUGGACAAUAUUUACUGAUGCCUCAGAAUAUGCUUUUCUUUCCUAAAAUCAAUAGUUUCGGCGUACGAGCACCGUAAAGUAUAAUUCAAUACACGUUUCGACAAAAAUACUCAUUUCCACACCACCAUGAGGUAGAGAAAUCGGCGCAUUUUUUAUAGUGGUAUCCCCAGUAGGUCUAAUCCACAUCUGACUCACUAUUUAAAUAUUCAGGUCAAUUUCCGUCGCUUCAUGCUUCUUGACGGAGCAGGUGUUGGGUUUUCAUCGUCUUCAUCGUGGUUCUUUUCGUUCUCGAUUUCACCGUUUAUUUGAUCGAGAAUAGUGUCCGUUUCUUCUUCUUCAAUGUCAUCUUUAGACAGAAAUGGCGAAUUAUCGCAAGAACCACCACAGAUCGUGCACACAACGGAGCACUUCAGUCCUGCUUUUCUGCAUCCGCAAGCUUUUUGACAGCCUUUCUUGCAUUUGCAAAAAAUAAGUUUCAGUAAGCUUUCCGGAGCAGGAGGAUCGAAUGUAGUAACAGCAAUGAGCCCGUUCUUCUCUUUUUUCCAUCCCCAUUGUUCUGCAUUUUUUUCGUUUCCAUACCAUUGCUGAAUUUGGUGAUAAGUUCGAAACGAAUGUUAUGGCAGAAGCAGCAGUUCUGUUAGUGGUAACGACGUAAUAUUGAAUUUUCUCUUAUAUGCUGAUGCUGCGAAGCAUGCAUAUCUGUAUUUAUUUAGAGAUGUACUUUUCCGAUUUUUCGCAUCGCUGCAGCUGUAUAAUGCGACAAGGAAACGUUCUCCAGCUUUAGCAAUGUUUUCUGGAUCUGCAUUUGGAUUUUUAAAUACUUCGAUAACCCCGUUUAAAUCUGGGUUUUUUGGAGUACUUUAACAAAUUUCAUUUUUUCUUGAUAAAAUAAUGCCGAUAUGGUAUCACAACCACUAAAGGCAUGUAAAAAUGCAAAAUGAUUUAAGGCUGUUUUACCUUUUAUACUGUUUAUGGAGUAUAUUUGUCGUGAAAUUUUUCCUUUUCCUCCUUUGAGGAUGUAUGUAUAUAUUUGGAUGAGUUGAUAGCGCAGUCAAAAGAACGAGAAGUUCUGUAUCUUCACCGACAACUACAACGAAAUCGAAUGCCGAUGAGAAGUUUAUUGCGGAAUUAAUUAUUAACGUAUCCGCAUCUUUGGUGGCUUGUUUAACCUUUGACUGGUGACAUGGUUUUUGUGUAACUUAACUGGUGACGAGCGGCCUAAGAGGCCGCUGCUUUACAUUGUCUAUAGCAUCGAAACUAAAUACGAUAGCUUACUGCAGUCUUUCAAAUCAUUAAAUGAAUACAUAAAAGAAUAAAAUAAAACUACUCAAUAGACUCUAAAUGUGAUUUUUAAUUAUUAUCUUUCUAAUACAAUCUAUGUAGGAACUAGAAUUAAAAAUCCAGAGAUAAGAUCAACAAUCACGCUCAAAAAAAAAUUAAAUCACCUUAUUAUAACAAAAAUACUAUUUAUCAUUAUAGUUAAGGUAUAUUUAUUAACAAAAAUAAAAUAAAAUAUGUAAUCACAAAUAUAAUUUUAAAAACUGGCAAUGGUCAAUCUUUGGUAAUUUUUAUUGGCAGUCAGGGCAUAAUUGUUUAGCGCACUGCAAGCAUACAUGUUUUCUACAUGAAUGGCAUUGGUAAUUAGACUUGCGAUUUAACUUAGGAGGACAUCUGGUACAGGUUUUCCAUGAUUUUGGUAUAUCCUUGGAGUUUUGGGGUUCUGGUAGCAAAUCAGAACCCAAAAUACGCGCUAAGUAACUGUGGGAUGUCCACAAUAAUGUUGGAUUUAUUUAUAUACAAAAACUGAUUACAAAGUUGACAAAAGAAUUGAAGAUGAAAAUGGAGAUACGUGUUGACAGUUGUGAUGAUGCGCCGAGAAGAAGGAAAGAUGGCGGGUCGUCAGGCAGACAUCUUAUCCAUGGGUUGCCAUGUCUAUAAUAUUUCCAGCGUUGCAUUUGGGGUUGCCACAUAACUUUGGGGUUGCCACAUAACUUUGGGGUUGCCACAUCACUCCCCCCUAUGCGGGAAGACGAAAACGUACUCGACGACCAGAUCUCGUUUGGUACUCUUUGUCUUGGAUUGUUUGAUUCGGCGGGUAAUCCUCGGCGCUGAAAGCUGCUUUUAACCGGUCGAUGGAAAUGUUUACGUCCUUUCCUCGGAUUUUGACUUUGCAUCAGCUACUACGUUUUCUCUUCCGGGGAUGUACCGAAUGUCUGUUGUAAAUUGUGCGAUAAAUUCCGAAUGACGCAUUUGACGCGGAGAUGCCUUUUCAAGCUUUUGCUGGAACACAUACUGCAAUGGCUUGUGGUCGGUGAGGAUGAAAAAUUCUCUUCCUUCUAGCAUAUGUUGAAAAUAUUUGACUGCUUUGUAUGCCGCUAAUAGUUCACGAUCGUAAGUGCUGUAUCUUGUUUGUGUUUCGGUGAGGCGUUCGGAAUAAAAACCUAGAGGUUGCCACUGGUCGUUGUCGUGUUGUUGUAGUACAGCUCCUACCGCAGUUCCAGAUGCAUCCACCGUCAAACUGAGUUGCGCCCUGGGUCUAGGGUAAGCGAGUAAAGUUGCUUUGCAUAAGUCGUUUUUGCAUUGUUGAAAUGCCUCCUUUGCUUCAACUGUCCAAUCAACUGGCGAUGUGUCGUUUUUCUUGUUCCCUUUUAUUAGGUUGAAUAAUGUCAUUUGCCUUUCUGCGGCGCAAGGCAAGAAUCUGCGAAAAAAGUUUACCAUACCGAGAAAGCGUCGCAAAUCACAUGCUCUCGAAGGUAAGUUGAAAUUUUGAAUUGCCCGUACUCGUUCUUCUGGGGGUGAAAUUCCCCUGCUGUUUAUUUUGAACCCUAAGAAUUUAACUUGCGGCUGACCCAGUAUGCAUUUCGAACGGUUGAUAAUAAGGCCGUACUCGCGUAGCUUUUUAAAUACCAGCUGUAGAUGAUGACGAUGUUGAUUCAUAUCCUUCGAUGAUAUCAAAAAAUCAUCGAGGUAUGGCCAGGCGAAGUCGUAUUCACGGAAGAUAUGGUCCAUGAAUCUUUGGAACGUUUGACUGGCAUUCCUUAAACCAAAGCACAUAAACGGGAAUUCAAACAUGCCGAACGGCGUUGUAAUUGCAGUCUUAGGUAUGUCGUUCGGCUCCACGGGAAUCUGAUGGUAGGCCCGACGCAGAUCAAGUGUGGAAAAAAUUUUGCAACCGUGCAGGGAAUGAGUGAAAUCGUGCAGGUGUGGCAGGGGGUACCUGUCAGGCUCGGUGACGACGUUUAAUCGCCUGAAAUCCCCACAAGGCCUCCACUCGCCGUUUUUCUUCUUUGUCAUGUGCAGCGGACUUGCCCAUGGGCUGCGCGAUGGACGACAGAUGCCUGCGUUCCGCAAGAGUUGUAUCUCGGCUUUUGCGGCUUGUAACUUCUCGGGAGAUAAACGUCUCGGUUUGGAGAAGACUGGUGGUCCUUUGGUGACGAUAUGAUGCGUGACGAAGUGUUGUGGUUUUUUGAUUGACAAGUUUUCCAUCGUGAUGUCUUCGAAUUCUCUCAGUAGAUCUUGAAACGGCUGAUAAACGUUAGUGUAAGAUAAAUUGGAAACUACCUUUUUAUUAUUUGAUAUUAAACACAAUCUGCUGGCGUUUGUGACGUCGUCGAUGAGUUUGCGUUGUCGUAGGUUGACUGCUAAGUUAAAGUGCGAUAGAAAAUCAGCUCCGAUGAUGGCUUGUGACACGUCGGCAAUGAUAAAAUUCCAGGAAUAUUGGCGGCGUAGACCCAGAUUGAGGAACAUAGUUUUUUCGCCGUAAGUUUUUAUGGUGGACUUGUUUGCUGCGUAGAGGUAAUUGUUUUUGUCCGGGCAUCUACGUUGUUGUUGCGUCGGUGGAAUUACGCUGACUUCAGCUCCCGUGUCGAUGAGAAAGUUUAUUGCGGAUUUUUUGUCUCGAACGAUUAGGCGGCGGUUUUUAUUGUUGAGCCUGUCGUCGACCGCCAUUGACGACAGACUAAUUAGUUUAACUUUUUCACGCAAGGGUUUCGACAUUUUUUGGCAUCGUUACCAAAUAUGUGGUGGUACCAACAUAAACCAUUCGAGUUGUUGUUUUGCAUGUCGGAACGUGACGGAGGACGGUUUCUGCUGCGACUUCUAUGCCGACGAUUUAUGUUCGCUUUUAUUGAGGCUAUCUCCUUUGUAAUUUCGGCUAGCUGCUGCUCGAUGCUGGAUUGACUGCGUGCUGCUGUGUCUGGAGUUUUGACCACGUGUACGUGAGGGGUGUCGCUAACCUCACAUAUCUUGUCCGCGAGCAGGGCAACUUUGUCGAGGGGUUCGUUGCUGAUAGAAAUAAUUAAUCGCAUGUUGGAAGGUAACCGACUCAUCCAAAUGGACUUUAGUAUGUUAUCGUUGAUCUCGCUGCCGGCUAGACUUCGCAUUUCGCGCAAGAGCUGUGAUGGACGCAUAUCACCGAGCUCUUGUUCCUGCAGUAGCUUCUUUACCCGUUUCUGCUCCGAGUCCGCGAAUUGUGUUAUUAUACGAUUUUUCAACGUUGUGUACAAUUCGCUGUUCGGUGGAUUAAGGAUUAUGUCGCUAAUUUGGGCUAGCACGUUGCUUUCGAUCGCGGCCACGACGGUGUGGUACUUUGUUUUGUCGCUCGUUAUGCCCGCCGUGAUGAAUUGCGACUCGACCUGCGCCAUCCACAGUUCUGGCUUUGCGUGCCAGAAUGGUGGGAUUCUGAUGGAAACUUUGGCCACUUCCACGUUGCGAUUUUGGGUGUCCUCUGCCCAUUGGUCCCGAUGCUGUAAAUUCUGUGCUACCUGGCUUACCGCUUCCUCUUCUGUCAUUUUCGAUCACGUCGAGGUCACCAAUAUGUGGGAUGUCCACAAUAAUGUUGGAUUUAUUUAUAUACAAAAACUGAUUACAAAGUUGACAAAAGAAUUGAAGAUGAAAAUGGAGAUACGUGUUGACAGUUGUGAUGAUGCGCCGAGAAGAAGGAAAGAUGGCGGGUCGUCAGGCAGACAUCUUAUCCAUGGGUUGCCAUGUCUAUAAUAUUUCCAGCGUUCCAUUUGGGGUUGCCACAUAACUUUGGGGUUGCCACAUAACUAACUCUGUGUGAGUUCACGAAUUUUCUCAUUUGUCCACUUCAAUAUUUCUUUUAAGAUAUCCGGACUCAUUAUUUUCUUCCACAGUGAAAAGGGGUCUCUUUCGUCGUGUACAUUCAACCUCGAUUCCGGCACACAAGCUAUAAUGUUAUGCUGGCUUGUUCGUGCAACUCUGUUUGGCGAAUUUUUUGCCCACUUAAACGAUUCUUACCAAAGAAACAUCUAACAAAUCUUGAUAACGGUUCAUCAUUACUGUCACUUUCUGACUGCAGAUUCCCUUGAAUUAGUUUUUCAUCUUCAGAAGCACUUUGUUCGCUGCGAGUCGUGAUCACUUUGGUCUAGGGUGAAGAUUUUGGGAACAUUUUCAGCUUCUGAUCCACUUAAAUCUUCCUGAGCCAAAUAAACUUCAAUCACACUGUUCGACACUACAUUUUUAACUCCUAACUCCUUACGCUUCU
Messenger RNA from Bactrocera dorsalis (oriental fruit fly), 11511 nucleotides. RefSeq names its product zinc finger BED domain-containing protein 4. Gene Ontology annotation, cellular component: plasma membrane. The record is from RefSeq and is a predicted model, not a curated record. The transcript is spliced from 5 exons. The coding region runs from base 589 to 1440 and encodes 283 amino acids. Gene Ontology annotation, molecular function: protein dimerization activity; DNA binding. Lineage: Eukaryota; Metazoa; Arthropoda; Insecta; Diptera; Tephritidae.